AUUCCACAAUAUUAAUGGGUAGUCAUUUAAUUUCACCUUUCAUUCAACCUAUCAUCUAACGCCACAUAAGUUGGAGUUGCAACCCCAGUAGAUAAUCAUUUAAUUCCACCUUUCAUUCAACCUAUCAUCUAGCGCCACAUAGGUUGGGGUUGCAACCCUAAUAGAUAGUCAUUUAAUUCCACUUCAUUCAACCUAUCAUCUAGCGUCAUCUAGACUGAGGUUGCAACCCUAGCUGGGCUAAAUAGCAUUACUCAUUUCUUCCUAUUUAUUUUCCGUUACUUCAGUUCUCCGCCCAAUUUCCUCACUAACUAUACAUAGCUUACUAUCGAGAACAAUUUCAAUAAUUCAUGGCUGAAGUAGAAGUAACACAAAAACCUGUUCAAGAGAUGGUAGAAAAUGGGAUUCAGUUUCCAAAUGAAUAUAUUUGGAAAGAUGCUAAUUAUGGAGUCAUAGAUGCAUUUGCGCCACUCGCAGAAAUUCCAGUUAUUGAUAUUGCUCGUUUGAAUAAUGUCGAAGAACUCGACAAACUUCGAUCGGCUCUCACCUCAUGGGGAUGCUUUCAGGCAAUCAAUCAUGGAAUUGAAUUUUCCCUUCUGGAAAAAAUACGUGAAGUUGGUAGACAGUUUUUUCACCUUCCUAUGAUGGAGAAGCAAAAAUAUGCCAGAGAGGCAGGCAAAAUAGAUGGAUAUGGGAAUGAUAUGAUUCUUUUCGAGAAUCAAACGCUUGAUUGGUUUGAUCGGCUGAUGCUUUUAGUUCAUCCAGAAAAUGAGAGAAAACUCAAAUUUUGGCCUGAAAAUCCACAAUCUUUUAGGGCUAUAUUGUUCGAAUAUGCUACAAGGAUUGAGCAGAUAGAAGAACAACUAUUGAAGUCUAUGGCGAGAUCAUUGAAUUUAGAAGAGGACUGCUUCUUGAAGCAAUGUGGUCAGCUCAAACGAUUGGCUGCGCAAUUCAACUAUUACCCUCCUUGUCCAAGGCCUGAUUGUGUCCUUGGACUCAAGCCACAUGCUGAUGCUACGACAGUAACCAUUCUCCUGCAAGAUGAAGAGAUAGAAGGUCUACAAGUCAUGAAAGAUGAUAAGUGGUUUCGUGUUCCUAUAAUCCCUGGUGCUCUUCUCGUUAAUGUUGGUGAUCAAAUAGAGAUAAUGAGUAAUGGAAUUUUUAAGAGCCCAGUGCACAGAGCAUUAACAAACUCCAAGAAGGAGAGGAAAACUCUAGCCAUGUUCUGUGCUUCAGAAGUUGGAAAAGAGAUUGAACCAGUGGGGAAACUUAUUAAUGACAAUAGGCCAAGAUUAUACAAGGCAGUGAGAGAUUAUCAUGAGACUUUUAUCUUCUCCUACCAGCAGGGAAAGAGGGCAAUUGAUGCAGUGAAAAUGUAGUUAUGACAUGAUCUUUAUUUUUACAGUAAAUCAUGUAGUCUCAAGGAUCAAGGGAUUCCAAGACAAGCUCUUUCUUCCUUCUCUUUGUGUGUUGUGUAGCUGCAAUAAAUAGUGGGUGAUCUUACCAAAUUUAGAUCUACCCUUUCCC
Molecule: messenger RNA, 1524 nt
Organism: Olea europaea var. sylvestris
Lineage: Eukaryota; Viridiplantae; Streptophyta; Magnoliopsida; Lamiales; Oleaceae
Product: protein SRG1-like
Exons: 4
Coding region: 348-1376 (342 amino acids)
Source: RefSeq, a predicted model, not a curated record